GCCGGCGGUGGCGGAGGGAGCGCGGGGCAGGAGAGGCGGGGAAGAUGGACCCGGCGCCUUCGCUGGGCUGCAGCCUCAAGGAUGUGAAGUGGAGCUCGGUGGCCGUUCCGCUUGACCUACUGGUCAGCACUUACCGGCUGCCCCAGAUCGCGCGGCUGGACAGCGGAGAAUGCAUAGAAGGACUGCGGGAAAACGACUACCUUCUGAUUCAUUCGUGCCGUCAGUGGACGACCAUCACUGCCCAUAGCUUGGAGGAGGGGCACUAUGUAAUUGGGCCAAAGAUAGAGAUUCCGGUACAUUAUGCAGGGCAAUUCAAGCUGCUGGAGCAAGAUCGAGAUAUAAAGGAGCCAGUGCAAUAUUUUAACAGUGUGGAGGAGGUGGCUAAAGCAUUUCCUGAACGUGUGUACGUCAUGGAAGAAAUAACAUUCAAUGUGAAGGUUGCGUCAGGUGAAUGCAAUGAAGACACUGAAGUUUACAACAUCACCCUCUGUACUGGGGAUGAACUCACUCUGAUGGGUCAGGCAGAAAUCCUAUAUGCAAAGACUUUCAAGGAAAAGUCAAGACUCAACACAAUCUUCAAAAAGAUUGGGAAGCUCAAUUCCAUCAGCAAGCUGGGUAAAGGCAAAAUGCCAUGCCUUAUCUGCAUGAACCACCGGACCAAUGAAAGCAUCAGCCUGCCAUUCCAGUGCAAGGGCAGAUUCAGCACCCGCAGUCCCCUGGAACUUCAGAUGCAGGAAGGUGAGCACACCAUCCGCAACAUUGUGGAGAAAACCAGGCUGCCUGUGAAUGUGACCGUGCCAAGUCCCCCACCGAGAAACCCAUACGACCUCCACUUCAUCCGUGAGGGGCACCGCUACAAGUUUGUGAACAUCCAGACCAAGACGGUGGUGGUUUGCUGUGUGUUGCGGAACAACAAGAUCCUCCCCAUGCAUUUCCCUUUGCACUUGACUGUUCCCAAGUUUAGCCUCCCAGAACACCUGGUGAAGGGUGAGGUGUGGCCCGAAACCCUGGUCCAUCACUGGCUGGGAAUAUGCCAAGAACAGUUUGACAUUGAUGAGUAUUCACGGGCUGUCCGUGAUGUGAAAACUGACUGGAAUGAGGACUGCAAGAGCCCCAAGAAAGGCCGGUGCUCUGGCCACAACCACGUACCCAAUUCCCUUAGCUAUGCCCGCGAUGAGCUCACCCAGUCCUUCCACCGGCUCUCUGUCUGUGUGUAUGGCAACAAUCUCCAUGGCAACAGCGAAGUGAACCUCCAUGGCUGCAGAGACCUGGGGGGAGAGUGGACCCCCUUCCCUAACGAUAUCCUGCCCUACCAGGACUUUGGUGAUAGUGGAAGUGACUACCUUUUCCCGGAAGCUAGUGAAGAAUCAGUAGGCAUUCCCGGGAAGUCAGAACUUCCUUAUGAGGAGCUGUGGCUGGAUGAAGGCAAGACCAGCCACCAGCCUCUCACUCGAUCCCUGAGUGAGAAGAGCAGAUGUGAUAAUUUCAGAAGUUCUGUCCGGUCUAAAUGUGGAACUUCUCCUCUUCCUGUCCCUGGGGCUCUGGGAGCAACAAUGAAGUCUUCAGAUAUCACCCUACCUCCACCUCCAGUGCCUCCCAAAUCUGAAGCCGUCAGGGAAGAAUGCCGGCUCCUGAACGCCCCACCUGUUCCGCCCCGAAGUGCAAAGCCUUUGUCCACAAGCCCCUCCAUUCCUCCUCGCACAGUCAAGCCGGCGCGGCAACAGACUCGUUCUCCCAGCCCCACCUUGUCCUACUAUUCUUCAGGGCUGCACAACAUCGUUACUAAAAGUGACACAAGUCCUUCUGAAAGUGCUCCUGUGUCCUGCUAUCCAUGCAACCGAAUGAAAGCUGAUUCUGUGGACCUAAAAUCCCCAUUCGGAAGUCCUUCUGCUGAAGCUCUGUCCUCCAGGCUUUCGUGGCCUAACCAUUACACAGGAGCAUCAGAGAGCCAGACUAGGAGUGAUUUCCUAUUAGAUCCGAGCAGGAGCUAUAGUUAUCCUAGACAAAAGACACCAGGCACACCAAAGAGAAACUGCCCAGCACCUUUUGAUGUUGAUGGCUGUGAGCUCCUGACCAGCCAGCUUGAACCCAGCUCCAUCACUGCAGAAUUCAGUAGCAGCAUGUCUGGUUGUCCCAAGUCAGCGAGCUACUCUUUGGAGAGCACCAGUGAGAAAACUCUUGCAGCUGGCACGACAAAGCAGAGUAUUUCAUGCCCUGCCUUACCCCCACGGGCCCCAAAAACAGUGGAAGAAAGAGCUGCCCCUGAGACAUCUCCUUUGCCUCUGAAAAUUGAUGGUGCUGAGGAAGACCCCAAGUCUGGGUCACCAGACCUCUCCGAGGACCAGUAUUUUGUUCAAAAGGGCAUGCAGGACAUCUUCUCCAUCUCCUGUCCCUUUGCAUCUCCACUCCGUCUCCAGCUGGUGCCUCGGUCUUGUGGUGAUGGCUCCCCGUGGCAGCCACCAGCUGACCUUUCAGGACUCUCAAUAGAAGAAGUGUCCAAGUCUCUGCGGUUCAUUGGUUUGUCUGAAGAUGUCAUAUCAUUCUUUGUUACUGAAAAGAUUGAUGGGAAUUUGCUUGUUCAACUGACAGAAGAAAUCCUUUCUGAGGAUUUCAAAUUGAGCAAACUGCAGGUGAAGAAGAUAAUGCAAUUCAUUAAUGGCUGGAGGCCCAAAAUAUAGCCAAAUAACCCCAGCUAGCAUGGAACAAAACUGAUCAUUUUGUGUGCUAGAAGGGGAAGGCUGGGACAUAAUUUCAUGUUUUUGCACUAAAAACCUUCUCUGUAAAUAGGGAUAAGGGACACUCUUACUAUGCAGAUUACGUUUUUUGAAUGGUGAACAGGCUAUUUUGUACAUCAAUAAAAAUGCUGUACAGAACACAUAGAGGUGUGCCUUGUACAUCACUCAACACUCAACAGCUGCUAAAAGGAAAAAGGCAUGUUCCAAGAAUUCAUUCUUAACCCAAAUAGGUUUAUGUGAGAAGGUAUGAUAUUUAUUACAAAAUAGCCAAAGCUGAAAGACAUAAAAAUCUUUAAAAAAAAAAAAA
Molecule: messenger RNA, 3042 nt
Organism: Orycteropus afer afer
Lineage: Eukaryota; Metazoa; Chordata; Mammalia; Tubulidentata; Orycteropodidae
Source: RefSeq, a predicted model, not a curated record